This is a messenger RNA of Harmonia axyridis, 2837 nucleotides long. It is a transcript of the gene DNAlig1, whose product is annotated as DNA ligase 1. Gene Ontology annotation, biological process: lagging strand elongation; Okazaki fragment processing involved in mitotic DNA replication; DNA biosynthetic process. The record is from RefSeq and is a predicted model, not a curated record. Gene Ontology annotation, cellular component: nucleus; mitochondrion. Bases 225 to 2789 code for a protein of 854 amino acids. Gene Ontology annotation, molecular function: ATP binding; DNA ligase (ATP) activity; DNA binding. The transcript has 14 exons. NCBI's taxonomy places the organism in Eukaryota, Metazoa, Arthropoda, Insecta, Coleoptera, Coccinellidae.
CGGGAUUUAUUUGCUGUCAAAUAUUUUGAAUUAGAGAUAACCCUAGUUUUUAGCAUUUCAUACAGAUGAAAUCUUUUGGCAAAACACUGCUCAAUUAAAUCAUUUGAAAUGAAACAAAGAUCUAUAACGUCGUUUUUCACUUCAGCUGGAAGAAAAUCUGAUGGGUACGUAAUUCAAUAUUUGUUAUAAAAUGAAAUAAACAUUUGUAAUACACUGGAAGAAGUAUGUCUAUAAUUUUUCGUUCUUUGAGAAUAUCUUCAUCAUUGAACCGAAUCAUAAAUAUUAAAGAAUUGAAUUGUUUUUUCUCUAAAAUCAGAAGCAGUCAGUUAGCUGGAUCUGUCGAUUCUGGGAAAUCAAGUAAACGUUCGAGAGAUUCUAUAGAAUUAACACCUACUAAGAAACCUAUAGAAAAAGAUAAUGAAACAACAAUAAAUGCUAAAAAAAUCAAAUUAGACCCUUCUAAAAAUAAGUCCCAUUGUAAUAAGGCAACAAAUGAUAGCAAAAUUUCAUCAGACGAAGAUUCACCAAUAAAAAGGAAUACUAAAAAGAAGAAUGCAUUUGAUAGUGAAUCUGAAUCUGACAGCAAUGAUACCACCAAAUCUCCUAUAAAAAAUGGAGAGAAGAGUUUGUCUUCCUCUAAAGAAGGAACAAGUAAAAAUUCACCUGAAUCGAAAGUUAUAAAUGAAAAAACUCCUAAAUCAGAUGAAAAAAAUUUGGAGAAAAAACCAGAAAACAAGAGAAAAGAGAGCGUAAUUGAGAAAACUGCAUCUCCAAAAUCUAAAAAUUCCAAGUAUGCCUGUACUGAUGAAGAGGAUGCCAAACUUCCUGAUACAUUCAAUCCUGCCAAAGGGAAGUAUAAUCCUAUUAAAGAUGCAAUAUGGAAAAGGGAACAGAAAAUACCAUACUUGGCCCUAGCAAAAACUCUUAUGGAAAUAGAAGAAAUCUCUAGUAGAUUGAAGAUAGUUGAAAUUUUAAGUAAUUAUUUUCGAUCUUGCAUUGUACUUACACCUGAAGAUUUGUUGCCUUCUGUAUAUUUGUGCCUUAAUAAGUUGGGUCCAGCGUAUGAAGGUCUAGAAUUAGGAGUUGCAGAAACAAGUUUAAUGAAAGCAAUUGCUCAAUCUACUGGACGUACUCUUAGCCAAAUCAAAGCAGAUGUUAAGGAAACUGGUGAUCUUGGUACAGUAGCGGAGCAUUCAAGGACAAAUCAAAAAACACUAUUUCAACCUCCACCUCUUUCUGUUAGAGGGGUUUUCAAGAGUUUGAAACAAAUCUCACAAAUGACUGGACAUGCAUCACAAGCAACCAAAAUAGACGAAAUUAAAAAAAUGUUUGUGGCUUGUAAAGAAAUGGAAGCAAGAUAUUUGAUCAGGUCACUAGCAGGAAAAUUAAGGAUAGGUUUAGCAGAAUUAUCAGUUUUACAAGCAUUGGCAUUAUCAUGUGCUAUGACUCCACCUAAUCAAGAAUUUCCCCCAACACGACUUGAUGUUUCUAAAGAGAUGAGUGCUGAAGAUUUCAAAACGUACUACGAUAAAUUGGCAUUCACUUUGAAGAACACCUACUGUGAGUGUCCAAAUUAUGACCUUAUUAUACCAGUUUUACUCAAGGAAGGUAUUGAAAAAUUACCAGAACAUUGUAAGCUUACUCCAGGAAUACCUCUGAAACCUAUGUUGGCACAUCCUACUAAAGGUGUUCAAGAAGUUCUCAAUAGAUUUGAAGGUCUCAAAUUUACGUGCGAAUGGAAAUAUGAUGGAGAAAGAGCUCAAAUACAUAUGGAUGGUAAAACAGUUCACAUUUACAGUAGAAAUCAAGAAAACAAUACAUCAAAAUAUCCUGAUAUUAUUUCUCGUCUAGAUUUAUGUAAAAGUGAUAACGUAAAGUCCUGUAUUUUGGAUUGCGAAGCAGUUGCUUGGGAUUCUGAAAAUAAAGCAAUUCUGCCUUUCCAAGUUUUGAGUACCAGAAAGAAAAAAGGUGUAAAAGAAGAGGAUAUUAAAGUACAAGUUUGUGUAUUUAUGUUUGAUCUACUUUAUUUUAAUGGUGAAUCACUAAUCAAAAAACCCUUCAUUGAAAGAAGAACCAUACUGAAAGAUAAUUUCAAAGAAUCUGAGGGACAUUGGUAUUUUGCUACAUAUUUAGACACAUCUAAAAUGGAAGAAGUACAAGAAUUCUUAGAAGAAAGUGUUAAAGGUAAUUGUGAAGGUCUUAUGGUGAAAACUUUGGAAAAAGAUGCUACCUAUGAAAUUGCUAAGAGAUCACAUAACUGGUUGAAAUUGAAAAAGGAUUACCUGGAAGGAGUUGGUGAUACACUUGACGUUGUAGUCAUUGGGGGUUACUUGGGAAAAGGAAAGAGGACUGGGACUUAUGGUGGCUUCCUGUUAGCAUGUUACGAUCAAGAUAAUGAAGAAUACCAAAGUAUUUGCAAGAUUGGAACAGGUUUUACAGAUGAAAACUUACAGAAGCAUACUGAAUUUUUCAAGGAACAUGUUGUAGAAAAUCCAAAACCAUAUUAUCGCUUUGAAGAAUCUCUCGCACCAGAUCAUUGGUUUGAACCUGUCCAAGUUUGGGAGAUAAAAUGUGCAGAUCUUUCAUUAUCCCCUAUCCAUAGAGCUGGAAUAGGCAUAGUGGAUCCUCAAAAAGGUAUCUCAUUGAGAUUCCCCCGUUUUAUUAGAAUAAGAGAAGAUAAAACUGUUGAAGAAGCUACUUCUGCACAGCAAGUAGCUGAAAUGUAUUCAAGUCAAGAUCAGAUAAAAAAUCAGCAAACAUUGAAAGUUUCAGAAGAAGAUUUCUAUUGAUAGCUUUAGAGUUGUGUAAUGAUCACAAUAAAUUUAGUUUUUCUCAAA